AUGGAUAAACUCGUCCGCGAACGAAAAUCGCUCGAACCGCGAUUAAAACGUAUUUCGGAAGUAUUGGAGAAAUUAAGAGGCACAGAUGCCGAAGAAGUUGAUGUGCAAACCGAACUAGACGCCCUAAAUGAGGUUUGGGCUGCUUUUUGUGCCGUGCAUAAGAGAAUACUAGAUGUUGGUGAGGACGAUAAAGCCUAUGAAGAUGCGGUGCAGCAGCAGGCGAGAUUUGAAUCGUACUACAUUACAUUGAAAAAUCGUUUGUUGAAAAUUCUGAAAGCAGUGAAAGAUCGCGAUAACGCUGCAACUGAGCGUGCUGCCCAGCCUGACAUUAUAAAGCAGCUUGCCGAUCAACAGGCAGAAUUCCUGCGCAUGAUGUCUACAAGCAUGGCCGCGCCGUCCAUUGCUAGUGCCGUCACCCACCCCAACGAAGCUACAACUCCAUUGUCUGACUUAAAGCUGCCGCGUAUGAAUAUGCCGGUCUUCAGUGGCAAUUACCUGGAGUGGCAAUCUUUCUACGAUUUGUUCGACAGUUUAGUGCAUAAAAAUGUGAUGCUAAAGGACAGUCAGAAGCUCUAUUUCCUGAAAACGAAUUUGGCUGGUGAAGCGGCUUCCUUGAUUUCGCAUUUAAAAAUAGAGGAUGCUAACUAUCGAACUGCGCUGGACAAGCUAAAAACCAGGUACGACAAACCACGAGAAAACGCUAAUCAACAUAUAAAGCGAUUUUUGGUUCAGCCUACGCUUACGUCACCGUCUUCAUACGGUCUACGAUCAUUGCAUGACGUAUCUGAUGAGGUUAUAAGAGCUUUGCAGGCGAUGAAUAGGGAAGAUCGAGACACGUGGCUUCUUUACAUUCUCAGCGAAAAGAUAAAUCCGGACACAAAGCAGUUGUGGUGCCAGAAGAUAGCCGAAAUGGAUGAAGAAAACAUCAAUCUGCAAUGCUUUCUGAAGUUUAUAGAAUCUCGGAGUUUCGCUCUUCAGUCAUCUCAGCCUCCGAGAACAAAAACUAAUGUGCCCUUCAAACAACCUCCGAAAUUUCAACCUCCAUGCAAAAACGCUAGCGCAUUUGUUGCCACGAAUAGUACGUCCUGCAACGUAUGCAACAAACAAAACCACCAAUUAUACCAAUGCGGUAAGUUCCUUCAUAUGAAUCACGAGGAUCGAAUCGCUCACGUUAACCGUAUGAAAGUUUGCAACAAUUGCCUGAAAGUUCAUCCCGGUGAAUGA
Molecule: messenger RNA, 1224 nt
Organism: Wyeomyia smithii (pitcher-plant mosquito)
Lineage: Eukaryota; Metazoa; Arthropoda; Insecta; Diptera; Culicidae
Exons: 1
Coding region: 1-1224 (407 amino acids)
Source: RefSeq, a predicted model, not a curated record